UUGUCGUCGUCCAUCGCUGAAACCGACUCGCUUGUCCUUUGUGCAGAAGCAGCGCUUGUAUCACAGCACCACUGCCAUUCGAACGAUGACAGAUCACAACGACGAGGGCGCUCUGAGCUCUUCCCGUGCCGGCCGGGCCGUGUCUCUCUUGCCAACGUACCUGACGGACGCAAGGGCCGUUCAAAAAUAUUGCCAAUCCAGUGCCCCGGAUGGUGCGCUCCAGCUAAGCGUCGCCGAGAACCAGAUGCUCGAGGAUUUGUUGGUCCCCGCCCUGACCAAGUUUUCCAGAGCGAGGGAGUCCUUUCCCGCUGAUGCCAUUUAUUACCAACCCACCCACGGACGCGAGCCCCUGCGCAACGCCGUCAAGGAUUAUCUUGAUGAUCUCUUGGAGCUGGAUGUGGCAACAAGUGGCGGCCUAGACCCCGAUGGGCUCGUAGUGGGGGCGGGUUGCAACGCCGUCCUGGAGAAUCUUUGCGUUUCGCUGGCUGAACCGGGGCAAGGGGUGAUGAUUCCACUGCCGUAUUACGCUGCAUUUGAAUUCGAUCUGGGGUCAAGAGCGGGGCUUGAAGUAGUUCCAGUGCCUACCAUGGAGCACUCCGGUUUCGAUAGCAGCAGUGGCGAAAGCCCCCCACCGGAGGCCUAUUAUCUCACCAGAGCGGCCCUAGACGCCGCCCGGCAAAAAUCAAUCGACGAAAACGGUAUUGAACCGCGCAUUCUCCUCAUCAGCCACCCGCAAAAUCCACUUGGAAUCUGUUAUCCACCGGACGUUGUACUAGAGGCGAUCGAUUGGUGCCGGGAGCACAAAAUCCACUUGAUCAGCGACGAAAUAUAUGCCGGGAGUGUUUACGAACAGAACCACGCGGGCUUUUCGUCGGCCCUAAAGCUGGCUUCCUCGUCAUCUCCCACGGAGAUGGGAUUAGGCCUGGGACCAUUUGUUCACUUUGUCUAUGCUCUCUCGAAAGAUUACGCCCUUUCAGGACUGAGGGUCGGUAUCCUGUACUCGGAAAACCCAGAAAUUCGGCUCCCCCUCCAAAAACUCAAUGAUUUGUGCAGUGUCUCGUCCCAAACCCAGUGCCUCGUCGAAGACAUGAUGACAGAGGUAUCUCCACCCUCGUCGGUCCAUUGGACGAAGGGAUUUCUAACUGAGAACCAGCGCCGCAUCCGUGAGCGAAAGGACGCGUGGCAGUCUUGCCUAGACGAGCUGGGGAUCCCCCACCUGGAUGCCACCGCCGGACUUUUCUGUUGGAUGGAUUUUUCCGAGUUUCUUCCCGAAACUGGCACGCCUUCCGAGCGGGAACGGGCACUAUAUCUGGAGCUACUCACAGAGUAUGGCCUUCUUUUCACACCCGGAGAUAGCAUGAAAAACGAACUGCCUGGGUUUUUCCGCUGCGUAUUCACGGCGGCUAGCGACCACGAAUUCGAGCUCGGUAUGGAGCGACUGCGCAACUACGUGAACGAAAAACGAGCCUGAGAAUCCCACUCCUUCUGCGAGACUCUCACAACCAUGCAAUGCAAGAAAAAAAUCGACUGCAAUCGGAUCGCUAUCGAUAAAGUGCGCGGUAUGAAACACAGUUUCGGAAUAUAUGGGACGUUUGAUC
This is a messenger RNA of Pseudo-nitzschia multistriata, 1598 nucleotides long. NCBI's taxonomy places the organism in Eukaryota, Bacillariophyta, Bacillariophyceae, Bacillariales, Bacillariaceae. The record is from the annotation of a GenBank genome assembly.